Molecule: messenger RNA, 150 nt
Organism: Aspergillus pseudotamarii
Lineage: Eukaryota; Fungi; Ascomycota; Eurotiomycetes; Eurotiales; Aspergillaceae
Exons: 1
Source: RefSeq, a predicted model, not a curated record
AAAGGAAAAAAAAAAAAAAAAGCAUACACAAUGAAUGACAAGGGAGAUCAGCAAACGUCAACACUCUGCCUACUAGUCUACUUCCCCAUAACGCAUUUGCACACGGAGUACUCCGUGUGUUGCAUAAUAGUUAUGCUUAUGGAUUUAUAA